GUCAUCUCAAAAUCUCGACCCUUUCGCCUUCGACGAAGCCAACAAAAGUCCUGUCUGGAUGAUGUGUAAUCGUUAAGGAAAAUUUCGCCAGGAUCUUAUCAGUGGUACAUCUGCAGCAGAAAAAAUGCCCAUUCUAGGGCAAAUUCUAACUUUCGAUUGCGGCUAUCAUCCCUGCUGUUUUGCAAUGCGAAAUUAGCGCAGCAAACGGUAUACGAGAUUGGAAACAUUCAUCACUAUCUGCUUUGCAACAACCUACACGACCUACACCCGAUUGCAUUGUCGUCGUCAUCAUCGAUUUCUUAUCCUAUCUUUGAGCACUGCGCUGAGCUUCAAGAUGUUUAACGUGUUCAAAAAAUUAGCCACCAAAAAUGACGGCCCCCAGGCGAUGGGUGGCUCGUCAACGCUGCCGGAAUCCGUUGGCCAGCAGAUGUCCGACUCGCUCAAGAAGAAAUUUUCCCGAGGAGUGCAGUAUAACAUGAAAGUUAUCAUCAAGGGCGAUCGCAAUGUUGGAAAAUCUUGUCUAUUGGAACGGUUACAAGGUAAAGCGUUUCUCGAGCAGUACAACCCGACGGAACAGAUUCAGGUGGCAUCGAUUCAAUGGUCCUUCAAGGCCACAGACGACAUCGUUAAGGUCGAAGUUUGGGACGUUGUCGAUCGUGGAAAAUCGAAGCAGAAAACCGGAGCCCUCAAGCUCAACACAGAUUCUCUCGCUGAAGACAUCCCGGUGCUGGAUGCCGAAUUUCUCGAUGUCUACAAGGGAACCCAUUGUGUUGUGAUGAUGAUGGACAUAACGAAGGCAUGGACGUUCGAUUAUGUAUGUCGAGAAUUGCCCAAAGUUCCGAGUGAUAUUCCAGUUCUGUUGCUGGGAAAUCAUUGUGAUAUGGGUCAUCAUCGGGUGGUCAGCAAGGACCAGAUUCAGGGAUUCAUUGAUGAAGCGUGCCAAUCACGUGCUGCUGAAAUUAUCUACGGCGAUAGUUCUAUGAGAAACGGUUUUGGCCUUCGAUUAUUGCACAAAUUUUUCGGAAUACCAUUUCUGUAUUUGCAGAAGGCAGCUCUGGAAGCGUCUAUGAAAAAAAAUGAACAGGACACAGACAUCUGCCGACUAGAGAUUAAUGAAUUCCUUAAUUCAACAGAAUCUGAUUAUACUAAUUUCCUUGAAAACUUGAUAAGCCGUAAGAAAGCUAAGGAAAGUAUUUCGGCUCCCAGUACACCUAUGGAGUCGGUUCCCCGUCCGACUAAAAGUAUCAUCCUCGGAGGUGGUCAUCCGAUAAUCGUUCCGGAUAAAAAUAGCCACCUGGCGGUUGCUUCCACUUCAGCCGUUAACACUGCCAAGGUUCUAGCACCGAAGGUGACCACUCCAGCCCCAUCUCAGCAAGUUUCCCCAGGAAUUGAUGCCCUCAGGAUUCCCAAAAGUGCUACCAUCGGUGCGAUUGUGCAGGAGAGUAAUAAGAAUUCAGCUUUCGGUUCCCCUUCCGCAAAAAUAAGCAAUGUCGACGAGUUCUGUCCCGAUGGCGGUGUAUUGGACAAAUCGUUCCUAGACGAUGUUGACGGAGGAAACGGAAUGGAAGCGAAUGUUGCCGUUGAAUCGGAAAGCGAUGAUGAUACGAACCACAAUCCGCUAGUGUCAAGGUUCGAUGAUGAUAUGGGCGGCGAUCAGCAUGAGCUGGAUAUGGCCACUUCCAAACAUUCCUCAGCAUCGGCAACCAGGAGGCAACCCCUGUCUGGCUUCGAGAAACUAGAUCAAGCUCCAUCGCCGAAUCCGGUCGUAGUCGAUCGCACAUUUUCUCUUUCCAGUAUGGAGUUAGAGCUAGACCGGGUCCAUCUGAAAGAUGGCAAAUCUUCCAUUGGAGAUCCGGACGAGAUUGGUUCACUGAAUGGUAGCGAAACGUGGUCCCUCGACACUAAGGAACGUCGAUCACCCGAAGGCGGUGAAGAUGUUAGCUCGAACGUGUCUGUCACUUGCGUUAAAAGUAGCAGCAGUAAGAAGAGUAAAGAUAAGGACAAGGACAAGGACCGAAGUUCGAAACACAAGAAAUCCAAAAAGUCUACCCGAGAAAAGGACGAAUCCCGAGAGGAGCGACGUCGCAAGCGAAAGUCUCACGUGGAAGAUUUCGUGCAGGAGAUGAAAUCUAGCGAGGACUUCAGCAAAGACGAUGCUUACGAAUCGAUUUGAAAGGACUUAUUAGCCAAUCUAGUGCAAAUGGAUGCCGCUUGUUCUCGUAUGUACUUCAUAGAUGAAAUCACUCAAAUUACACUGUUCUGAGACUGAUCGAAUCAUCAGAAAGCUUCUUCUUCUUAACUAUGAGUAUAAAUGUUAACAUGAAUUAUUUUAUUAUUAUAAGUGAUAGAGGGAAUAUUUACCCAGCAAAAGUAAAAACACAUUGAAAUUAUGGUUUCUACUUCAUUAGAUUUGUCUAUCCCCCAUCGUAGCGAAUGGUUUAUAACUGAAUGUGCAUCUGAGGAAGAAUUAAUAAAUUUUAUUGUACGUUAAAAAUUGUGUACCUACAUU
Molecule: messenger RNA, 2509 nt
Organism: Uranotaenia lowii
Lineage: Eukaryota; Metazoa; Arthropoda; Insecta; Diptera; Culicidae
Product: rab-like protein 6
Exons: 4
Coding region: 335-2173 (612 amino acids)
Cellular component (GO): cytosol; nucleus
Molecular function (GO): GTPase activity; GTP binding
Source: RefSeq, a predicted model, not a curated record